ACUUGGGCUCCUCUGAUGGAGGCCCUGAAGCUGGGGCUAACGCCAGGACAUCCGAGUGUCAGGUUGGUGACCAUGUUGCUCUUGGGGAUAGUUCUUCUCCCAAGCAUCCACGGUCACCUGGGCCCAGGACAUUACUCUUCCUAUGAAAUAGUGAUCCCCAAGAGUCUGACAGUCAAGGGAACUGAAGACCCAGCGGAAAAGACAUCUUACACGCUACUUAUGCAAGGCCGGAAGCAGCGGGUUCACCUGAAGGUGAGGAGAGACUAUUUUGUGCAUGACUUUCCAGUCUACAGUUACCACAACGGCAUCCUGGGACAAGAAAUUCCUUCCAUCUCACAUGACUGUCACUAUGAAGGCUACAUAGAAGGAGUGCCGGGUUCUUUUGUUUCUGUCAACACCUGUUCAGGUCUCAGGGGCAUCCUGAUUAAGGAGCAAACAUCCUACGUCAUCGAGCCCAUACUCUCUUCCAAACGGUUUGAACAUGCGUUAUACAGCGUGGCACAGCAAGCUCCAGUCUCCUGCAGCAUCUCUCCCAGAGACAGCCAAGCGGUAUCCACCAGCCAGCAGCAAGAGAGCAGGAAGCCUCACGAUCUACAGGCACUGUCCUACUUGUGGUCACGCACCAAGUACGUGGAGAUGUUUGUUGUGGUCAACAACCAGCGGUUCCAGAUGUGGGGCAGCGACGUCAACGAGACAGUGCAGAGAGUAGUGGACGUCGUUGCUCUGGCCAACGUCUUUACUCGAGGAAUAAACACAGAGGUGGUGCUGGCUGGGAUGGAGAUUUGGACCGAGGGGGACCUGACAGAGGUCCCAGGGGACCUGCAAGUUACACUCAGGAAUUUCAAUAGCUGGAGACAAGGGGAGCUCCUCCCUCGUGUGAGGCACGAUGUUGCCCACAUGAUCGUUGGGCAUCAUCCUGGAGGGACCUGGGGCCAGGCAUUUCUCAGUGGAGCCUGUACAAGUGGUUUUGCGGCGGCUGUCGAAGCUUUCCAUCAUGAAGAUGCCCUCCUGUUUGCAGCGCUCAUGGUCCACCAGCUGGGGCACAACCUGGGUAUUCAGCACGACCACUCCGCCUGCGUUUGUAAAGGUAGGCACUUUUGCCUCAUGCAUGAAACUGUCACUAAAGAAAGUGGCUUCAGCAACUGCAGCUCUGACUACUUGUACCGCUUCCUUCAUGAACACAAAGGGGCCUGCCUAUUUAACAAGCCACGGUGCAAAAGCCGCGGGCGCAGGGACGCCAAUUGUGGAAAUGGUGAGGUGGAGGCUCCGGAGGAGUGUGACUGUGGUUCUGCUUGUGACGGUGACCCAUGCUGUGAACCAACGUGUAAAUUGAAGGAGAAUGCACAGUGUAGUCGUGGACUCUGUUGUUCCAAAUGUAAAAUGCUAAUGAGGGGUCAUGUGUGCCGUCAAUCUAUAGGACCAUGUGAUCUCCCAGAGUACUGUGAUGGCGUUUCUGCAAAAUGCCCUGCAGACAGUUAUAUGCAAGAUGGCACUCCGUGCCACGAACAAUUCUUCUGUUUGAAAGCUCAGUGCACAGACCCUAGUAUUCAAUGCAAAAAUUUUUUUGGGUUUGGUUCAAUAUCUGCCCCAGAAGAAUGUUACACUUCAUUUAACAGCAAAGGGGACCUAUUUGGAAGCUGUGGUCAUUCUGGUAAUCCGGUCACGUAUGUUAGUUGUUCAGCAGACAACAUAAAGUGUGGAAAUCUUGUAUGUACAGGAGUUAGUUUACUGCCUCUAAUCAAGCCUCUAUCUGCAUUGAUCCAGCGUCCUCAUGAAAACAACUGGUGCUGGAGCACGGGUACCUUUCAGCCUGAUAGCUCCAGUGCACAAAAUGUAUUGUAUGGCACACCUUGUGCUAAUAACAAAGCCUGUGUGCAAGCUGAAUGUACUGAUUUCACCCUUGACACAGUCAACUGCAGUGAUUCAGAAAUGUGUAAUGAGAAUGGAGUUUGCAACAAUUUAGGGAACUGCCAUUGUCAAGAUGGUUUUGCUCCCCCUGACUGCAAAACAGAAGGAAGUGGGGGUAGUUUAGACAGUGGCCCCCCUGAUAAACCAUCUUUUGUAAAUCCACCAACUAAAGCAAUUGAAGAAGAAUCGGCUUCAAAGUUACCAUUAAUUGCCCUUAUACUUUUGGGACUACUACUACUAGUUUUAAUUAUUUGUGUCUGCUGUUGUAAGCGUCGUGCUGCAGCAGCAGCUCCUCUAGAAAAGACUGCAGAAGAGGCUGAAGUGGAGGAGGAAGAAGAAGAGGAAGAAGAGGAGGAGGAAGAGGAAGAGGAGGAAGAG
Fukomys damarensis (Damara mole-rat) is the source of this 2286-nucleotide messenger RNA. RefSeq names its product disintegrin and metalloproteinase domain-containing protein 1b. Gene Ontology annotation, molecular function: metalloendopeptidase activity. The record is from RefSeq and is a predicted model, not a curated record. The transcript has a single exon. Gene Ontology annotation, biological process: male gonad development; binding of sperm to zona pellucida; proteolysis. The annotation marks the transcript as partial. Gene Ontology annotation, cellular component: plasma membrane; sperm head plasma membrane; external side of plasma membrane. NCBI's taxonomy places the organism in Eukaryota, Metazoa, Chordata, Mammalia, Rodentia, Bathyergidae.